Messenger RNA from Lates calcarifer (barramundi perch), 1248 nucleotides. Its product is annotated as microfibril-associated glycoprotein 4. The record is from RefSeq and is a predicted model, not a curated record. Gene Ontology annotation, biological process: elastic fiber assembly. NCBI's taxonomy places the organism in Eukaryota, Metazoa, Chordata, Actinopteri, Centropomidae. The transcript has 6 exons. The coding region runs from base 131 to 844 and encodes 237 amino acids.
GGAAAACACAGGGAAAAUACCAGGGUGUUGCAACAGGCAAAGUUGCACUAAUAUAAAAGGAUCUGCUAAAAACAGUUGUUGCUGUGAACACUUUUCUCUCUGGAUAGUCGUCAAUCGAGCUGAUUAUAGAAUGAUGCUCAGAGUUAUGCUAGCAGUGCUGCUGCCAGUAGCAGCUUAUCAGUCCCCUCUGCCCACAGACUGUAGUGACAUCUACAGAGCUGGCUCAGGCACGGACGGGGUGUACACCAUCUAUCCAGCAGGCCCCACCUCUCCUGUGCAGGUUUACUGUGACAUGAGCAGAGAUGACAGUUCUGCAGAGAAGUGGACGGUCAUUCAGAGAAGACAAGACGGCACUGUGAACUUCUUCAUGAAGUGGGAUCACUACAAAACUGGAUUUGGCCGCGCUGCUGGAGAGUACUGGCUAGGCCUAGAGACAAUGCAUCUGCUGACCCAGGCCAAGACCUACGAGCUAAGGGUGGACAUGGAGGACUUUGAGGGUCAGAAUGUCUUUGCCCUGUACUCCUCUUUCUCUGUUGGUCCAGAGUCAGAGGGAUACAAGCUAAAUGUGGGGACUUUCACCAAAGGAGCAGCAGGAGACAGUCUAACUUUUCACAAUGGGAUGAAAUUCACCACCACCGACAAAGAUCAAGACACACAUGGUUCAAACUGUGCCAGGCUGUGCUAUGGAGGAUUCUGGUACGUUGACUGCUUUUACGCUAACCCCAACGGGGUCUACACCUGGGGACCCUCACCCCGUGCAGCUGGUGUACAGUGGAGAACCUUCAAAGGGCUCGAGUAUUCCCUAAAAACCAUCACAAUGAAGAUCAGACCAGUUGCUACAUAAAAAUGGAACUGGGUCAAGAGUCACUGUGCGCAGCUUUGUUUAACUGGUGCAUCACAACCAGGAGAAUCAGCCAAUGUUCAUACUCAAAACACUGUGGAGUUUUCUUUUGUAUUUAUUCAUCGAAGACGGAGAAGAGACACAUUUCAGCUCAACCCCAUGUGAUGCAUAGCGCAAACUACUAAUGGAUAUGGCUGGUGAUAUUCAAUAUUUGUAUUCUUUUUAUAUUUUUCUUUCAAUAAAAAACAAUUUUCAUAUUUUACAUGUAAGAGUAAAGCAGUAGCAAUAAUGUUUAGAAUAGCCAAGCCAUUAUAGGUCAAAAGUAUCUCCCUGGAAACACAUGUACAUUUUUUCACUGUAUUCCUGAAAUGAAAAAGAAAGCAAAACAUAAAAAACAGUCACUAUUA